ACUCACCGCAAUUCGCACAAGAAGAAGAAGCAGCGGGAGAGGAGCGAGGACAAACGGAGUAACCGAGGGAGGGAAAGGAAGACCUCAAAAAAACUUGUUUUAAUAAAAGUCACAAGUUGUCAUGCGUACUUGGCAUGACAGAAGGGAAGUGCCCCAAUAACAGCGUUACUCUGUUGCUAUUCGCGUCCCUCACUGUCCACCGCACGGCUGCUGUUUGUGUAUUAAAGCGUAACUAAACAGUAAAGUCAACUUCAGAGGCGCGACUUUGUUCGGAUGGCUCCGUCCGAACCGUUCAUGGAUCCUUAUGGGAGUCUUUCUUAGACUAAUGAGUCAGCACGUUAUAUCGGCGGCAAUAAAAGAAAUGUAAAAUGUACUGCUAAAACGGAUAAGAGCACGACAUGGCAGACAGGCGGACGUUCAACGUUGUGAUUUUGGGUUUGGGUUUUCUGUUCAUUUUUACCGCCUUCACAACCUGCGGGAACGUUGAACAAACUGUGGUGAAGAGCCUGGGCAAUGGCACUUUCAGUGGCAGUGGGUAUCACAGUCUUGGAAUCAUUUAUGGGGUCUUUUCUUUCUCCAAUUUACUUGCACCAACAGCUGUUGCAGUAAUUGGACCAAAAUUUACCAUGUUUUUGAGUGGCAUACUCUACAGUGGGUACAUCGCCGUGUUUAUCCUCCCUUCGACAUGGGCCUUUUACUUAACCUCCGUGCUGAUUGGCAUAGGAGCAGCCAUGCUCUGGACAGCUCAAGGGCACUUUCUUGUGGAGAACUCGGAGGCUUCCACCAUCAACAGGAACACAGGAAUGUUCUGGGCUCUCUUACAGUGCAGCAUGCUGUUUGGCAAUCUCUACAUUUACUUUGACUGGAAUGGAAGAACAGAGAUAUCGGACGGCAGCAGAAAAAAGAUUUUUCUGUCCCUGUUGGUCACUUCCAUAGUCGGUACACUCAGCUUCCUGGUGCUGAGAAAGAGCCAUCAUGAAGAGGAGAUGCUCUCUGAAGAGGAAGGGCAGUCACUGCUCUCAACUCGCAUGAUGUAUAAGCACAGAGCACACACUGCCAUGCAAGACGCCAAGUCAGAAUUCAAAACCAUCCUGCAACUUCUGAAGGCUAAAACUAUACUGCUCCUCGGUCCCUGCAUGGCAUACAGCGGCCUGGAGCUAUCUUUCUACAGUGGAGUGUAUGGGACGUGUAUCGGAGCAACUACGCAGUUUGGAGAGGCAGCUAAAGGCUUGAUUGGGAUCUCUGGGAUCGUGGUAGGAAUUGGAGAAAUUGUGGGUGGAGGCUUGUUUGGAUUGUUGUUUAAGAACAAUCGCUUCAGACGGACCUCUGUGGUGUUUCUGGGAAUGGUGGUCCAUUUUGUGGCUUUCUACCUGAUCUUCCUCAACAUCCCAGAUGAUGCCCCUGUUGUCUUUCAUACUACCACCCUAAAGAAGCCAUAUUUAACCCCAAGUGUAUCCAUUGCCCUGCUGUGCAGCUUCUUGCUUGGACUUGGGGACAGUUGCUUCAACACACAGCUCUAUAGCAUAUUAGGCCGUGUUUAUGCUGAACAAAGCACACCUGCUUUUGCCAUCUUCAAAUUCAUCCAGUCUGUUUUUGCAGCUGUGGCCUUCUUCUACAGUGGUUACCUCCUGCUGAUGUGGCAGCUCCUGCUGAUGGUGGCCCUGGGCUUCACUGGAACACUCUGCUUCUUCGUGGUGGAGAGGAUGGAGAACAUCUCUGUAGAUUUGCAGGAAUACUAGGAAGAUGACGUUUCAGGAUCAGCAUUGAUUUAUUUGUGAGACAGAGACCUAAUGGGAGGAAGUGAAACCAUCAGAAAAAUAAUCCUGUGUCUUUUAUUUCAUGAAGGGUUAUUUUAAAAUCUCUUUUUUAGUAUAAUGCACUGAAGAUCAUACAGAUUUGGAUAAUAGUCAUAUUCAAAAUUGUUGAUACAACCGAGCUGCCUUAAGAAAACUUUUAAUUGGUACUGCAUGGUUACCAAUCAGCUUAGACUGUACCAUACACACCUUUUCUUCUGAUUAAUGGACACUACUCAGCAUCAUUGUUUACGGCUGCACUGUAAGUCUUUAUUGUAGACUAAAAAUUAAAAAUAGCCACUUGCCUUAUCUGAUACUCACCUGCAUUGCUUCCAGUUCAGGUCUUGUAAUUUGUAAGUUGAAAAUAUUUGAAGUAUCUAAAACUGUUGCUUUGUAACUUUUAAAGUUGUUCAUAGUUUGUCAGAAUGAUUGACAUGAGAAAAUAAUGCAAUAUUGUUCCUGUCAUGCUUCAGAAAAAUGUUAACCAAUUAAUGCCUGACAAUCAGUGUUCUUAACGCUCUGUUUUGUAAAUUUUGCAAUGUUUUUCCACAGAUUUGUGGAUGUUUUGUGAUGAAUAAAGUUCUAUGCAUUUUGCA
Scatophagus argus is the source of this 2389-nucleotide messenger RNA. RefSeq names its product UNC93-like protein MFSD11. The coding region runs from base 399 to 1739 and encodes 446 amino acids. The transcript is spliced from 13 exons. The record is from RefSeq and is a predicted model, not a curated record. Lineage: Eukaryota; Metazoa; Chordata; Actinopteri; Scatophagidae.